AUGGAGAGAACUCGUUCACAUUCUCGCGGUCGCCCUAUCGACGCCGACAAGAAGCGUUACGAAGACGAACCCAUGACCCGCGAAAGCUCUGUUGGGGAAUGCGAUCUCGUCUGUCCCCAGCCAGCCAAGGCUCAGCCCUGGAAGCAGGCUCUUCAAGUUGAGAAAGACUCUGGAACCAAUCCACUUCUUAACUGGGAGCCUAACGCGAUGGACUUUGGUGAGAAGCCUUGGCUCAAGAUUGACUGGUCCAAGAUUGAAGGCCGCAGUCAUCCCAUAGAAGGUACUGGACCUGGAGGAGUUCGUAGCAAGUCUCCUGAUCAGAUGUGCGGUUACUCUGUUGGAAACCUCAAGCUUGUUUAA
Molecule: messenger RNA, 360 nt
Organism: Fusarium subglutinans
Lineage: Eukaryota; Fungi; Ascomycota; Sordariomycetes; Hypocreales; Nectriaceae
Exons: 2
Coding region: 1-360 (119 amino acids)
Source: RefSeq, a predicted model, not a curated record